Neoarthrinium moseri is the source of this 435-nucleotide messenger RNA. RefSeq lists its product as uncharacterized. The record is from RefSeq and is a predicted model, not a curated record. Bases 1 to 435 code for a protein of 144 amino acids. The transcript has a single exon. Lineage: Eukaryota; Fungi; Ascomycota; Sordariomycetes; Amphisphaeriales; Apiosporaceae.
AUGUCGCCCACCGAGACCAGAAUCUCCACCGCCUUCUCGGAGGACACGUCGGGCGAGGCCAUCCUCAACUGCCUGCACAACCACGACCGCUACAUCCGAACGACGUGCCCGCAACUCAUCUCGUACAAGCAUGUGUCGGGGGUACCGGACCUUGCCUACCCCUGCGUCUACGAGGUCACGGACAAGCGGCCGAUCGGGCAGACGACGUACACGCUGACGCUGGUCAACCAGAAGGACGGCAUCGACGCCCACAUCGACGGCAAGGCGCCGACGGGCGCUAUCAACAUCCAGAGCAAGUGGCGCGUCACGGAGGACAUGCUGGAGGAGGUCAUCCUCAUCGACAGCAACAUGCUGAUGAACAAGAUGAUCAAGGGCGGCGUCGAGAAGAACCAUCCGGCGCAGCACCAGGGUUUCAUUGAGGCCGGGCGGGCUUAG